Molecule: messenger RNA, 811 nt
Organism: Lingula anatina
Lineage: Eukaryota; Metazoa; Brachiopoda; Lingulata; Lingulida; Lingulidae
Product: cysteine-rich PDZ-binding protein
Biological process (GO): cytoplasmic microtubule organization
Cellular component (GO): dendrite
Molecular function (GO): PDZ domain binding; microtubule binding
Source: RefSeq, a predicted model, not a curated record
AGGAAGGGUCUAUUUUUAGAUGCAAUCGUACACAAGUUCAAGGACGUUGACAGACGGACAGCAAAAUGGUUUGUGAAAAAUGUCAGAAGAAGCUUGGAAAAGUUGUUACCCCAGACACGUGGAAGUCUGGAGCAAGAAAUACCACAGAAGGUGGAGGCAGGAAAAUAAAUGAGAACAAGGCUUUGACAUCAAGGAAAAAUAGAUUCAAUCCAUACACAUCCACAUUUGCAAAGUGCAGGAUAUGCAAGCAGUCAGUUCACCAGGCAGGAUCACAUUACUGCCAAGGCUGUGCUUAUAAACUAGGUAUAUGUGCAAUGUGUGGAAAGAAGGUCAUUGAGACGAAAAACUACAGACAAACAUCAGUGUAAAAAAGAAAAAAAGGAAGCAGCAUACUGAUCUAUUUGUAGAGGACAGACAUUUACCUUACUGCCAACAACAAGUCGAAUGUGGAAAAUAAAAGAAAAUUAAAGAGUCUAUUUUAUAGUGUUGAUGUAUAUGUACACAGUACUGUAUAUAGAUUAUUGCAAGCAACUAAUAAUUUUGUUUUUAUGGCACUUUCCAAGUUCCAGUAUUGAUUUGUAGUCAUGAUUCAACUUUUUUCACGUAUUGAACAUUAUACUGUGUAAGUAUUGUAAAGGAAUGUGUUUGUAUUUAGUUUUGAAUGUGUAUCUUUUAACUGUACAACAAAGGGAUUAGAAGUUUUUUUUUUUAUUUUCUAGGGUUGGACCAGAAUAUUCAUUAUUUUUGGAUAAUGACAUGAGAAAUCUAUGUUAUACUUUGUAAAUAAAAUGAUAUUUUUAACAAAACUUUA